AUGUCUUUAGUCAAUUUGGGAAAUAUUGCUGCUCAUUUACAAAACGUCACCAGAGUUCAUCUAGCCACAACAUCGAUUCCAUUCUCAAGAUUACACUUGGAAGUGGCUGCACAUUUAUACAAGCAAGGUUUCAUAAGUUCUGUUCAAAGAGGAUCUUUACAAGGUCCAGAUAAAGUUCCAACUGAAGUCACACCAGAUAACAUUGCUACAAGAAGAUUGUGGCUAGGGUUGAAAUACAGAGGAACUGAUUCUGUGAUUAGAAAGUUUUCAUUAGUUUCCAAACCAAGUUGUAGAAUCCAUUUGAAUAAAGAUGAAUUGAAGUUAUUAGCUGCUGGAAGAAAAGUUAGAUUGAUUAAACCAUUACAGCCAAGUGAGUUGAUGCUUAUUAAAGAUAACAAAACUAAAAAAGUGCUGGAUUUGGCCGAAGCUGUGAAUAAAGGUGUUGAAGGUGAAGUCUUAUGUCGUAUUAGAUAA
This is a messenger RNA of Hansenula anomala, 474 nucleotides long. RefSeq names its product mitochondrial 37S ribosomal protein uS8m MRPS8 (gene MRPS8). Gene Ontology annotation, molecular function: structural constituent of ribosome. Lineage: Eukaryota; Fungi; Ascomycota; Saccharomycetes; Phaffomycetales; Wickerhamomycetaceae. Gene Ontology annotation, cellular component: ribosome. Gene Ontology annotation, biological process: translation. The transcript has a single exon. The coding region runs from base 1 to 474 and encodes 157 amino acids. The record is from RefSeq and is a predicted model, not a curated record.